AUGUACAAUGAAAGCUUAUCGUACCGUCUUUCUCAGCUAGUGUUAAGCUCUGGUGAGUGUACAAUACAGUUAAUUCCAGAGUCAGAGUUGCCUAUCGUCUCUGAAGUGCAUGAUGAGAUAACAGAAAUCGGGCUAUCUAAGAGAACAUACCUACAGCUAUUUAAAGAGUCGCACACAUAUUGGCAUUCAGCUCUACAAAGUGCACCGAGUGGGAAGCAAGAUCCCGCUGAUCUAUUGGAAGCUUACUAUUGCACCUUCGGGUAUCUCUUAACUACAAAUGAAAACCACUCGUUAAUCAAGUUGCACGAAAGUAUCUUCUUCAAAUUGCAGCACAUAGAUGAGAGCGAGAGUAAUGGAGUGAUUUCGCUUGAGUCCGAAUUCAAGCUAAUUACAGCCCUAUUAACAAGUAGGUUGAAGAAAAUAAACAAGAGCUCGUCGCUUUGGUUGUGGCUCAAAAAGUUAUCUAUAAUGCUAAUAUUUAAAGACAUUGUGCUGGACGAGGUUGAUCUGAAGACGAUUGCAAAUUUCACCAAAUUGAUCGACUCUAUAUUGAAAGCAAGCGAGCUUCAUUUUGCAAACUAUUAUGCGUCAAAUUUCUUGAGAUGGUGUAUACGGAUGGUGAAGCUCAAUUCAGCGCGGGCUGAAGAACUAUUGGGUCUCGUGGCUAUGAGGCUCACCAAGCUCUGUCGUUUGCAUUUGACAGAUGUUUCAAUGUGGGGAAGUCUUCAGGUAUUGUUUGAGAAUGGUUCCAGAAACGAGCAAAUAAAUGAAUACAUAGUGGAAGACUAUAAUGCAAUUGCAAGCGAGAUUCCAAAACCCUACAGCACCCCAAUCAUAACAGCUCUUUCAAAAAGAGACUAUUACACAUUUCCGUCUGCAUAUGCCCACGAUGAGUUAGCCUGGCUUCUACUGGUGAAGUGUUCCAUAGUAACUCCAUACAUAUGUGUGUUCCUGCAUGAGGGCCUCAUCACUGUUGAAGGGAAGUUGCAACAACAAUACACCGAGUUAAACAAAUUGAGCGACAAGGACUCCUUUCUUUAUCAGGAAACACUGCAUUAUAUUAGCGUUCUAGAGCGGGUAGUACAAAAAUAUAGAGCUAUAAGUGGCCGUAUUCGUGCUAGCAGCCCUACCUAG
Molecule: messenger RNA, 1134 nt
Organism: Dujonia railenensis
Lineage: Eukaryota; Fungi; Ascomycota; Pichiomycetes; Serinales; Debaryomycetaceae
Source: the annotation of a GenBank genome assembly